AUGCAUUUCUCCACCUACACCCUGCUGGCCCCCACGGUCCUCAUCUCCCUCUCUCAGGCCAAGAACAUCGACAUCAUCGUCGGCAAGAGCGGUCUUACCUUCGAGCCCAACUCGACCACGGCGGACGAGGGCGACACCCUGACCUUCAAGUUCUGGCCCAAGGCCCACUCGGUCGUUCAGGGUGCCUUCGACUCGCCGUGCACGCCCAUCGACACUGGCUUCAACUCCGACUUCGUCCCGGUCGAGUCGGGCGCCGCCAACCGCACCUUCGUCGUGACCGUCAACAACACCAACCCCAUCUGGUACUACUGCUCCCAGGGCAAGCACUGCCAGAACGGCAUGGUGGGCGUCAUCAACCCUCCUUCGAACAACCGAUCCAGGACCCUCGCUGCCUACUCUUCCGCCGCCGCCGACGUCUCCGAGGCUGAGACGCCCGACAGCGUCCGCGGCGGUGUCUUCGAGUCUUCUUCUUCCUCAUCGUCGUCGUCCGGCAGCUCCUCGAGCUCCACUCCUUCCGGCUCUGCCGCCACCCCCGCCUCGUCGACCGGCGCCGGUGUCUCCCUCGUUGGCCAGGGCGCUGCUGGUGUUGCUGGUCUCGUUGCCGUCGUCGCUGGUCUGUGGGGCUUGUAA
Molecule: messenger RNA, 630 nt
Organism: Lasiodiplodia theobromae
Lineage: Eukaryota; Fungi; Ascomycota; Dothideomycetes; Botryosphaeriales; Botryosphaeriaceae
Product: Extracellular serine-rich protein
Exons: 2
Coding region: 1-630 (209 amino acids)
Molecular function (GO): electron transfer activity; copper ion binding
Source: RefSeq, a predicted model, not a curated record